Molecule: messenger RNA, 1398 nt
Organism: Aspergillus affinis
Lineage: Eukaryota; Fungi; Ascomycota; Eurotiomycetes; Eurotiales; Aspergillaceae
Exons: 1
Coding region: 1-1398 (465 amino acids)
Source: RefSeq, a predicted model, not a curated record
AUGUCUCCCCUACUUCCCAAUGAUAUCAUUCUUCUGGCUGGGGAGUUCUUGGAAGACCACCAAGAUCGCUAUAACCUUGUCUUUGUAUCCCGUCGCUUUCACGACCUCCUCUUGCGCCUAGUAUAUCGAAAGGCCACUUUGAAGAAUGCCUCGCAGACUCGUUCUUUCCUGAAUGCUCUCUUGCGCCGCCCUGAGCUGGCUCGGGCGGUGCGAAGCCUGCAUUUCGAUGACUGGAAGCAAGCAUCUUCUGGCUCUUCUCCAUCAUCGUCGCAGGACAUAGACUGGACGCCAUUCAAGAACUGGGCUCGGAUGAUCAGCCAGUCAGAGGAAGAAUACUUACAAUGGGAGAAGGAUUUGCUUGACGACGUAGAGGAGGCGUGGAUUGCUCUUGCUCUGCCGCUGGCGAGCAACCUACGAGAACUCCGAUUGGUGUACCCUCAGGAGAGCGUGUAUCUGGACCGCACGCUGCAAAGAGCUCUGAAGGGGGAGAAGCCCUUCGAUGAGCAGCCUGCCUUCCGUGUUUUACAGGAGGUGUCCCUCGGUCACAUGGAAAAUGAGGCAGACACUCCGGGUAGCUUCGCACCGUCUCAGCUUUUCCCAUUCUUCCAGUUACCAUCAAUGCGAGCGUUAUCCGCAGAUUCAGUAGUCGAGUCCAGCUCGUCGUCCAACGACGAGGCCGAACAGACGACGGAAACGCCUCAGCUCGGACCCUCAAAAAUAUCUGAGAUUACGCUCCACUCGAGCAAUGGUUCCAGGGGCAUGGAAGGACUGAUCGCUUCCUGCCCGUCGCUUCGGUCGUUUAAAUAUCAGCACUCUGACUCCCAUCUGCUUUCCGAGGGCUACCGGCCUUCGGAAUUUGCCCGGUCGCUGACGGCUAGUAAAGGCAGUCUCGAGACAUUGUGGCUGGAUAGCUUCGGAACCCAUCUGCCCUUCACCAUCGCCGGAGCCAACGAGACGCACGACGAGUGGUUUGGGACGUUGACGGAUUUUACGGCGUUGAAGGACAUCCGAAUUCGCCUCCCCAACCUUCUGGACGUGCGCUACCAGUUCGAGCCCUCGACCACGCUACCCGAUGUUCUCCCGCCGUCGGUGCAAACGUUGUCGGUGGAGGGAUGCAAGGAGAUGUCGCUGAGAAUGCUGAUUGGGCAGCUGAAAAUGGUGCUCGGUCAGCGCGAAAAGCGAUUUGUCGGCCUGCGUCGCUUGGACAUUGAAGGGUUCUUCCAUGACGAGGAAGACGAGGAUGCUUCUGGCUACGAUGCCCAGGCGGCUAACGCCGGGGGCGAGAAGGUCAUCAAAUCUCGCGUCUAUGAGAUGACCGAGGCGUUGCACACCUCGUGCGCUGAGGCUGGCAUCGAACUGCACCUGCGUGACCGAGACUGCCCUUCGACGAUGACCUAA